UCCCUUUUUAACUUCCAUGCUUCCAUUUCUGGCGCAAAAUCCUAAAGGCAGUGUCGCCGCCGCGGAGGAAUACAGGUCGGCAAGCCCCGGGAAGGGACCAAAACCUAACGUCAAUACGCCAUUAAAAAGGGUUCGCACUUUCUGCAAUCUGUUUCUGUGUCUGAGCUGAGGAUCAGAGUAUAGAUGGCGGCUUCUAUUAUCACAAAUCAUAAGGCUCUACGCCAUGCCAUCCACGCUGUUGAUGUUUCGGAAUUGCGAUUAUGCAAUCAGGGGGGGAAGUUUGCAGAUCUGCCUUGCAGACUUAAUGUAAGGCAGUCAGUGAAAACUGUUCAAUUAUGGCCAAAACUUAGGAACACCCUAACUAUGAAGACUGCAGCUUUUGCUAUUCCAAAUGAAAACGACGAAUCGGGAAGAAGUGGUUCACAUGCUUGUUCUGAUGACCAAGUGCUUAUGCCUUUUGAAAAUAAUUAUAGCUCCAGUGAUCUGUAUGAGGAAGCUGUUGAUUCUGUUCCAGAAUCAGGUUCUGGUGUCUUUCAGAUGGUUGAACACUCAGUAAAUCUGGCAAGCCUCCUGGACAAAUUGAAGGCUGUACAUUUACAUGUGUUGGCGUCAGAGCAGUGGAAUGCUACUAGGUUGAAAUCAUGUCACAAAAAUUAUAUGGAGAGUGCAAUAAACUUAAUCCAUUAUUUGGCAUUGAAAUGUCUCGACAACGAGCCACUCAAAGAUGAUCUUGCUUUGAUCAGUCUACUGAAUUUGGAGAUGGUAAAUUCAUCUGUCCUAGCUAGUCUAAUCACAUGCAUUGAACUGUUGAAGAACCUACAGUUGAAGUCCGUAAGAACUAACAAGAAAGCAAGUCCUGAAAUUUGCACAAAGAUAUAUCAACAAAAGAAAGGGCAUUUUGCAAUAGACACAUUGAGAACGAAGGCAUAUUCAAACCGAGAGUUAUUAUUGGGACCGCUUCAAGGUAGCAAACUGAAUCAUAUAAUGACAACGGUUGGAGAAGAAGCUCUUGAGAGCGAAACACUAAUAGCUGAUCUUAUAAAGGCUGGGACCUCAAUUAUUCGAAUCAAUUGUGCCCACGGAAGCCCUGAAAUCUGGAGUGAGAUAAUUAGAAGAGUAAAGCAAAGUUCUCAAAUGCUGGAGGCCCCAUGUCGAAUUCUUAUGGAUUUAGCUGGACCAAAACUUCGCACAGAUGAUCUAAAGCCUGGUCCAUGUGUUGUAAAAAUAUCCCCCAAGAAAAAUGCUACCGGAAAUGUGAUUUUUCCUGCACAAGUUUGGCUUUCUCAUAAAGGAGCUGGUGCUCCUCCUCCUCAUCUUUCUCCUGACGCUGUUCUGUUCAUUGAUGACCAAAAGUUUUUCAGUGAGAUCAAAGUAGGUGAUGCUUUGAGGUUCUUUGAUGCUAGAGGUAAGAAAAGGAUGCUAAAGAUAUCCAGAGUCUGUCACGUUUUUUCUGGUACUGGCUUUAUGGCGGAGUGUACUAGGACUGCUUAUGUUAGUUCUGGAACAGAGUUAUAUAUCAAGAGGAAGAAAGGUAGGUUCCCUGUUGGAAAAGUGGUAGAUGUCCCUGCUAGAGAGUCAUUUAUCAGACUAAGAGUGGGGGAUUUACUAAUAAUAUCACGGGAUGGUACAUGUGACCAAGAUAAUUUCAAAGGGCACAAAAGUGGUGCCUAUAGAAUAACAUGUUCAUCAGGCUAUUUGUUUGAUGCAGUCAAACCUGGAGAGCGCAUAGCUUUUGAUGAUGGGAAGAUUUGGGGAGUCAUUAAGGGAACUAGUAUUUCGGAGAUUGUUGUCUCAAUCACUCACGCUGGCCUCAGAGGGACUAAACUUGGAUCCCAGAAAUCCAUCAACAUCCCUGACAGCAAUGUUAGGUUCGAAGGUGUGACUUCAAAGGAUCUAGUGGAUCUUGACUUUGUUGCUUCCCAUGCAGACAUGGUAGGUGUAUCAUUUAUUAGAGAUACUCGUGAUAUUAUUGUGCUUCGUCAAGAACUGGAGAAAAGGAAACUUCAGAACCUGGGGAUUGUUUUAAAAAUUGAAACUAGAAGUGGGUUUGAGAAGUUGCCCCUCUUGCUAUUGGAGGCGAUGAAAUCUUCAAAUCCUUUAGGUGUUAUGAUUGCCAGAGGAGAUCUUGCUGUGGAGUGUGGGUGGGAAAGAUUGGCUGAUAUACAAGAGGAGAUAUUAUCUAUUUCCAGUGCUGCUCACGUACCAGUUAUUUGGGCAACUCAGGUCCUUGAAUCACUUGUCAAAUCUGGUGUUCCGACAAGAGCUGAGAUUACUGAUGUUGCAAGUGGAAGGAGGGCAAGCUGCAUUAUGUUGAACAAAGGGCGACACAUCGUAGAAGCUGUUUCAACUCUAGAUAAUAUCCUCAACUCGAACUCGAAACAGAUGAAAGCGGAAGUUAGGUCACUUGUUCCGUCCAACCAUCUCUUCUAGGGUAGUCCAGUUCCUUGCAUCCCUAUCUUAUUUUUGGGCUAUGUAAAUAUCGUUAGCAUCAGUAACAUGCAACCAACUAGAACUGCUAUUUCAACUCUAGUUUAUAUCAUGUAAUGGUCUUAUAUUAUGAUUAACAAUCAUUUGUAUUCGAAA
Molecule: messenger RNA, 2583 nt
Organism: Hibiscus syriacus
Lineage: Eukaryota; Viridiplantae; Streptophyta; Magnoliopsida; Malvales; Malvaceae
Product: plastidial pyruvate kinase 4, chloroplastic-like
Exons: 5
Coding region: 184-2430 (748 amino acids)
Biological process (GO): glycolytic process
Cellular component (GO): cytoplasm
Molecular function (GO): potassium ion binding; pyruvate kinase activity; magnesium ion binding
Source: RefSeq, a predicted model, not a curated record